Molecule: messenger RNA, 5042 nt
Organism: Ixodes scapularis (black-legged tick)
Lineage: Eukaryota; Metazoa; Arthropoda; Arachnida; Ixodida; Ixodidae
Exons: 2
Coding region: 1-4965 (1654 amino acids)
Molecular function (GO): RNA-DNA hybrid ribonuclease activity; nucleic acid binding
Source: RefSeq, a predicted model, not a curated record
AUGGAGAUGGACGAGACGGCCGCCGAUGGCGAGAAAAGAAUAGGCGGAAUACCCGAGAGGGGUUGGAAUUACAUUAUUAGAAAAAAGGAUAAGAAAGUCAGCUCGUCCACCAGCGAUGUCAAAAACAACAUGGGGUCAACCGAGGAGCAGAAGCCAAAAAGGAGGAGAUUCGGACCGAUGCCGGGAGACGAGAUAAAAAUUACUGUUAGACCCGAAAAGGGUCUGAAACUCGGAGACACCAGAGAAGGAUCCGUAGGCAAGGCACUAAUUAAGGCCAUCCGAAGAAACCAUGCCCUCCGAGAUGAGGAAAUCACAACAAGAAUAUUGAAAGGUACCAACGCCAUAAUAGUCAGCACGAAAAGGGAAGACAUCGCGAAAGCGGUGACAGAAAUCGAAGAACUUGAGAUCGAAGGGAAGAAGCACAGCUUCAAAGCUAAAGUCAUCAUGGAGGACACGGUAAAAGGAGUGGUAUACAGAGUCUCUAAAGAGUUUACAGACGAAGAACUGGGAGAAAACUUCAGUGUAAGGGGCAAGUACGCCGACAUUGAAAUAAUAGAAGCCAGAAGAAUCAGGGAUACGGAAGUUGUGGUCCUCACUUUUAGCGGGGACCGUUUGCCAAACCAAGUGUGCUUAUACGGGCAAAUGGCACACGUGUGGGAAUACAGGCCGGUGAAGCAAGUAUGUUUCGUCUGCAUGAAGCCGGGACACAGGAGUGACGUAUGCCCCACGCCAGACGCAAAGGGGUGCCGAAAUUGCGGCCGAACGCACGCGGAAGGCGAAGAGAAUUGCAGGGCAAGAUGCGCAUUCUGCGAAGGGGAACACCCCACCGGGGACAAGGAGUGCAAAAAGCGAUACAAAGAACCGACGAAAAAGGUGCAGCCCAAAACUACUGAUACACUGACCGACGUCAGCAAAAAGAAGGCGUGGGCGGAGGCGCAGAGCAACAUAGAAGACUUCCCUACGCUGAGGUGGGUUACUGGGCAAGCCAACUACCCCACAAUAGAGGGAGAGAAAUCGGACAAGCAGAAAAUUUCCGAGAUGGAGGAGACAAUUAGAGAGCUAAAGAAGGUGGCAGAGAUACAAAGGGAACAAUUUCAGAGAACAAUGGAGAUACAAAGGGAACAAUUCCAUAAAAUGGAGGAGCAAAACGCCAAGAUGGCGGAAACCAUUAAAAGACUGGAAGGAAACUCUUGGAGACAAGAAGAGAAGCACAAGAAAGAACUGGAGACUCUCCGAAGACGGUGUGAAAACAAAACGGACGAGCCGAAAACUCAGCCGAAGCCGGCAGAGGCACCGAAAAAGACGCCCAAGGAAAGAAAGGGUCCGCUCGAGGAAAGAAAGGAGCAACUAGACAACAAAUUCGAGAACAAGUUUGAGCUACUAGAAAGCAAAUUCGAGCAACUGGAAAACAAAUUCGAGCAAAGAUUCGCUAAAAUUGAACAGAUGCUCGCAAGUUUACUGGACGGGGCGGCGGGCCCGCCUAGGAGGAAAUGUGCAAAGGACGGCUACGAAAGCGAUGUCAGCUGCGACGAAGUGGAAAAACCGCACCUAAUUUUGCUGCAAGAACCGAAUUCAGAAGCGAAUCUGAGUGGGUACUACGUUUACGGCAACGAUAAGAACAAGCCCAGGGUCGCCACGCUCGUCAAUAAGAACAUCACGGUCAUACAUCACGAAACAAAGCAAGAAGUAGAGAACGUUCUGACGGAAGUGGUGCCUAGCAACAAGGGAGGCAAGAGCACAUUCGUGCUAAACGUGUACGCGCAACACAAGGGCUACAAGACCGAGGACCUCGCGGAAAUCAUGGAAACGGCAUGCAAGAUGGCCGGCAAGGACAACGCGAUAGUCGUCGCGGGAGAUUUCAACUCGGCGCAUACGGAAUGGGGCUACGUAAAGGACACGAAGAGGGGCAAAGAGUUACUCAAGCUAAUCGAGAUGCACGAACUAACGAUCAUCAACGACACAGACUGCCACACUAGAGUGGGAAACAGCGUGAGUCGAGACACAAACCCGGACCUCUCGAUGAUCAGGGGAGCCACGGCGGGAUGGAUAAACACGCAAGAAACCCUCGGAAGCGACCACUGCAUCAUUAGGAUCGAAGUAGUGGCAGACGCCAAGCGUCGACGCAUAGGAAAGAAUCAGAGAACAGACUGGAGAAAGUUCAGACAGGAAGUGGAAACAAGACCCAUAGACGACCUUGCGCGGUGGACAAGGGAACUAAAAAGAGCCAAAGAAGACUACACCAACGAGGUAGAGCUGACCGAAAAAGUCACUGCAGUUGACUCGCGACUCGAAACGCUGUGGAAGAAAAGGCGCAAUUUGACUGUAAAGUGGAAAAUCAACAAACUGAACCGGAAUUUGAGACGUCGAGUGGCGGAACUCAACGAGGAAAUAGAAAAGUACGCCGAUGACUUGGCGCGACAAAACUGGUGGCAAAAAUGCGACAAACUGCAGAACACUUUGGAAACAAAACAGACCUGGAACCUGCUCAAAUACCUGGCGGACCCGGCAUCGACAAGAGGCGAAACCAACCGAACUCUCACGAGGAUUGUACACAAAUUCCAAGGAGACGUGCUAGAAUACAUCAAGAACAGGUACGUCCCGGAUCAAGGGACACCCGAAACCGGAAACGAGUAUACGGGACGAACCAACGAGAGUCUUGACAGAGACUUUGACGUUGGGGAGCUGGUGGCAGCCGCCGCCGAAACGACCAACAGCACACCGGGGAGGGACGGCAUCACCAACGCCACGCUACGGAAUCUACCGCAGAAGACUCAGAAGCAACUCACAAACUUUAUUAACGAGGUAUGGAACAGCGGAAAAGUCCCGGAAGAGUGGAAGCACUCGCAAAUCAAGCUCAUUCCCAAGCAAGGAAAAAAACCGCAUAUAGACAACAUGAGACCUAUCUCGCUAACGUCGAACGUAGGCAAACUCAUGGAACGCAUGGUGAAAAACAGGCUACAGCGCUACCUGGAGGAAGAGGGGCUCAUGCCGCACUGCAUGUACGGUUUUAGGCCACACCUGAGCACUCAAGACGUGCUACUUCAGAUCAGGGAAGAAGUGCUGAGCGGCAAAAUCCCCGCCAAAGGGGAGCACAUCGUGCUAGCCAUAGACCUAAAGGCGGCCUUCGACAACGUUGCCCACUCCGCCAUACUAGACAACUUGAACGCCACCAACGGAGGCGAAAAGACCUACAACUACGUACGCUCCUUCCUGGAAAACCGCAGCGCCACCAUCCAGAUUGAUGACACAAAGACUAAGACGUUCGACAUGCCCAACAAGGGGACGCCGCAAGGAGCGGUGCUGUCACCCCUACUUUUUAAUAUAGCGCUCUUCAAGCUAUCCGAGAGACUGGCAAAGAUCCCGAACAUAGAGUACGCGGUAUACGCAGAUGACAUUACGAUAUGGAUCACAAAAGGGUCGCUAGGAGAAAAGGAGGAAAGGCUGCAAAAGGCGGCAGAAGUCAUACAAGAGGUGGCAAAAGCAAGCGGACUCCACUGCUCGCCCGAAAAAUCAGAGAUUCUGAGGAUUCAUGGACGAAGGUACGACAGAAGCAUACCCAUCAACGUCACGAUAGAAGGCCACACAGUGCCCGAAGUGAAAGAACUAAGGCUGCUGGGUAUGUGGUUACAACAUAAUGGGAAAGCCACGCUACAAUGGGAAAAGAUCUCCAAAACCAUAGACAUCAUGGGAAGGAUGAUUAAGAGAGUCACCCACAGGAAGUGGGGUCUAAAAGAACGAGACGUGGCGAAGAUUGUUCAAGCCGUCGUCGUAAGUAGGAUCACUUACUGCAUGCCGUACCACCGGAUCACCAAAACAGAAGAGAGAAAGAUCGACUGCAAAAUGAGGGGAGUGUACAAGCUAGCGCUAGGACUACCCAUUACCACAUCAACCGAAAAACUCAUGGCCAUGGGCAUCUCUAACACGUACGGAGAGCACAAGGAUGCCAUGCUGACGGCGCAGAAAGAGAGACUCGGACGCAGCGAGACCGGAAGACGCCUGGCGACCAAACUCGGCUUCAACGACGUGAGGACAAAGGCGACCAGAACGGCCGACCUAAGCGAUAUGGCGAAAAAUACGUACAUCGUACGACCCAUACCAAAACACAUGAGACCGGAUACGCAUGAACAACGAAGACUAGCCAGAGCCAGGUACUACGAAAGGAUAGCCAAAAAGGGAGAGGUGGCGUACGUCGACGCUGCCGACUACCCGGACCGGGAUGCAAAGGUAGCCGUAUACCUGGACAAAAACAAGAUGGAGAAAAAUAGCUGCUCGAUGCCCAGGGCAACGACGGAAGAGGCCGAAGAGAGAGCCAUAGCGCUCGCCAUGAUGGACGGCUAUAGGAAGGGCAGUAGCAUGCUCAUCCUGUCGGACUCUCAACAGGCCUGUCGAAAUUUUCUAAAAGGCAGGAUUGGAGCGAGAACCGCCAAACUUAUAAAUAAGGUCACCCCGAAAAGUGCUGGAGUAACGCACGAAAUCGCGUGGAUUCCCGCUCACGCGGGCGUCACGGGUAACCAGGCAGCAGACGACCGAGCCCGUGCUCAUACCUUCCGGGCCGGUCUGACGCAGCCGGGGAAAACCGUUAUCGUGAACCCGAGCUACUCGGAGCUACUUGACCACUACAAGGCCUGCCGAUUCCAGUUUCCGGAGCCCGCGGACAGGUUCGACAGAAUAGAUGCCGCCCUAUGGAGGAGACUCCAGGCGGGCAACUUCCCGAACAAGGUGCUGGCCAGACACGUGGAUCCGGACAGGUACGAAGACGACAGCUGCCCCUGGUGCGGCUCCCGAGCGACACUCUACCACUCCACGUGGGAAUGUACGAAUAACGACGAGCUUCCCAAGCUCCAAGACGAAGAAAAAGGCCAAGCCGGCUGGGAGAGGCUGCUGCGGAGCAGGGACCCCGGAGAGCAGCUUAGGCUGCUCGAAAGGGCCAAACUUGCUGGCCAGCUUCUAGGGAUCCUGGAAUGAGGAACCCUCCCCGCUAAGGCUCCACUUCCGUCAUCAUCAGCAUCAUCCCUCAUGUUCCAAUAAACGUUUUCCUCCUC